This is a messenger RNA of Drosophila elegans, 2501 nucleotides long. RefSeq lists its product as uncharacterized. Lineage: Eukaryota; Metazoa; Arthropoda; Insecta; Diptera; Drosophilidae. The record is from RefSeq and is a predicted model, not a curated record. The transcript has a single exon. Bases 61 to 2361 code for a protein of 766 amino acids.
UCAGUCUGAAAAACGAAACUUCAAAAAAAAACUUUCGGCUGUCAGAAAAGUAGUUAAGAUAUGUCCGGAAAGGCAGUUGGCUUGCUCCGCAACAUCGAUUGUGUGCGCUGGUACCGUGGCAUGUCGUCCGUCCAAACGAAUGCCUGCGAUGAGUUGCUCCACGCCCUGCGAGAUGACAUGGAGCAGGGAUCCACGUACCGUGUGCGACACUGUGUCUCCCAGCUGGGCAUUCAUCCACUGCCGGAGUCUUCGCGGAUCAGGACCAUCAUGGACAUGAGCCAGGGAAAUGACCUGGCCUUUCUGUGGUUCCUGUGGGAGUUGGCCUACAAGCAAUCCCAGACGUGCCGCAAGGAUAACGAGCAUAUAUAUACGGUCAACGAGCAGCUGCUGCUGUCGGGUAUAGCCCACCUGGACAUGCCGACCACGCUGAGAGCCUUGGAUGCCCUACUGCCACCUGGGCCUCAACCAAAGAAGCGGAGCACCCAAAACCAUUCUGUUCAAAAGUCUGGUCCGAGGCAAAAGGACUUCGUCCUGCCAUAUUUUGCUCCUCCUUUGCGUCCUCGUCCGUUUAUUUCAAAGGGCAAGAUCCAACUGCCCGACAGUAAGCUCCGUUUUCCGGAGUACUCCCAGUACAGUGAUCGGAUGCACCAAAUCCCCAACGAAACGUCACGCUGGUUUGCCCAGUACCAAUUGUGUCCUGCCAAGAGGAUAGUAAACAAGUUGCUUACCGAAGAGCUCAAUGGGCUUAGCUUGGAGCCCUUGGCUGACACCAAGAUGCCAGAACCUCUGUGUGAAACCCAUCGUUUCUUGAAAAGAGCGGUGGAAACUGAACGACAGGCGAAAGUCAACUCAGACUUUUUGUCCCAGUUCGAUGUUCCUAAAACUGAGAUGGAGAUUCGGCGAAAACAUAUCCUUCAAGACAUAGAAAAGGGAACCGAAUGCGCAGCUGACAAGAUCCGUGAACUAUCUCGAAGACCACUUAGCCAAGUGAAGAAAAUUGGCAAUGAGUGCGUAAAUUGUCGAUUGUGCAGCCAAAUGGUAUCCUCACCCGUACACAUCUUUAAAAAGGACCAUGAUCAUUCGGUGCUGAUGGGUCUGGGUGUCGAGGAGAGUCCCAAAGUGCAACUGUGUGACCAAACGAAGGAGAACUUAAUCAAGGUUAUGCUCAUGCAUGCAAAAGAGGCCAAUCGCUGUGGGGUUGGCGACUGUCAAAUGCAGGAUGUAGUUCUCAACUUGGAAGCGCAUAACCACAUUGGCGUUUUACAUAAGCUUAAAAGGAUUACUCCACCCAUUCGCAGGUCGCGCAAUAGGUCAUCUCAGGGUCGAAAAUUACCAGCAAAAGGACGAAAAUCAGUGAAGAGCACCCUCAACGAACCACCGCAUAUACCAAGGAAACCCAUUCAGAACCUAGCCGAUCUUAUUCCCAAGUGCAGCAGAACUUUGACACGUUUGAAAAGGUCUGCAGUUCAGUGUCCUGCAACUGACGUGAAUUUUAUAAGCAGGACCAUCGAUGGUUUUCAGCUGGACUACCAUAAGAUAUACGAUCUGCCGGCUCUGCCCGAGGAACGUUUGCCUUGGGAGGACGAUGUCGUGGACCUGGAGGACAAACAGGCUGUAAUUGAAAGGCUCUGCAUUGAGGCCCUGAAUAGUGGAACAUCCAAAUCGAUAAAGGAGUUGCAGCAGGAUAAGUCACUUUCUCCGAUUUCAAGAGCAGUUGUCAAUUGUGCUGUGGACAUGUUCCGCACAAAUGCAAACGAAGUGGAGGCGGAGGAAACCCAAAUCCAAGUUGAGGAGCAGCAGCAGAAUGAUCCCAUAGAUCCAAACAACAAUCAGCAGAUUGAGAACCUGCUGAAAGCAGCUCUGAAGGUGCUCAGUGGUAAUCCCCACUUUGUGCUGGCCAGCUUAACCAAUGCCCACAAGAUGCCCGUGCUCCUCGAUUGGGUUUCGGAUCGCUAUGGCAAGACCUUCAGUCGGCAGGAGAUGCGCGAUCUUGUGAAGAACUCGUUCCACAUCUACGAAAGAUUCUAUCAGAGUGAAAGGAACCAUUGGCGAAAGACCUUGAGACUGAAGAGGAGUCUCACCUACCUGGGCAGUGCGGUCACCUAUGCCAGCUACAACAAGGUUAGGUGCCAGACCAGACGGCUCAAUGGGGAAUACCAGGCCAGGCUCAACGAUCUGGCGCUGGAGCAGACGCGUCUCACCUGGAUGGCUCUGCGGGGAUACUCGCACCUGGACGGCGACAUCAAGGACACCUUCUUCGCCUACAUGCCCGCCACGCAGCACGAUCUGAAGCGCCACCAUGUUUGGCAAUCGGAUGACUACCGGGACAUGGUCAGGUUGCGGCUAAGGACUCGCAGCUAAAUCGCUGGUUCCCGAUGGCAGAUCGAAGCACACAUGACAAGUCAUGGACUUCGCUCUGCCAUUUGGAACAGCCAUCGAACCAUCGAACCAUUGAUCUGCUUUGUGGCGGUUAAUUCAACCAUUGCCAUUGUUUGCCACUA